AAAACAAACUCGAGACUCGAGUGGCCGAAUAAAAUAUUUAUUAAAAUGUGCGUUAAAUUCAAACAUUUGAUUUUAAAAAAAAUUUUCGACAGAUAGUCAAUGUCACCGCAACACUUUUAAGUUAUUAACGUGAAAACGUGUGACCACAAAAAAAAAAAAUGAAGUUUUUCAUCGACGAGCUGGAAGUUUUAUUCCCGUACGAGUACAUAUACCCCGAGCAGUACGCGUACAUGGUGGAACUGAAAAAAGCGAUAGACGCCAAGGGGCAUUGCCUGCUCGAGAUGCCCUCGGGAACCGGUAAGACCAUCACUAUACUAUCGCUGAUCGUCGCUUACAUGAUCAAGUAUCCGGCGAAACUCGCCAAGCUUCUGUACAGCACCCGGACGCUGUCCGAGAUCGAAAAGGCGGCUGAAGAAUUGCGCGUGCUGUGCGACUACUACAAGUCGAACAAGUACGAUGCCAGCGUGUUGGGAGUGGUGCUGUCGUCCCGCAAGAACUUGUGCGUUCAUCCGUCGAUCGCCGGCGAAAUAAACGGGCGUGUGGUGGACGCUCGCUGUCACGCGCUGACCGCGCCGUUCGUACGGGCUCGCCAUGCCGACGGCGAGACCGUCAGCGUGUGCGAAUUCUACGAAAAACUCGAUUCCCUGGGCAGAGACACGAUUCUACCUCCAAACAUCUACAACAUUGAGGACCUGAAAGAAUUGGGUGUAAAACAAGGCAUUUGCCCUUACUUUGUGGCCAGACAGACCCUUAUACAUGCUAAUGUUGUCAUAUACAGUUACCAUUACCUCUUGGACCCGAAAAUCGCCGGUAUAGUUUCUAAGGACUUCAACAAGAACACUAUAGUGGUGUUUGAUGAGGCGCACAACAUUGACAAUGUCUGUAUAGACUCGUUGAGUUCGCACAUCACUAGCAAAAAUCUAGACAAAGCUUUGGAAGGACUCAAUAAAUUGGACACUGAGAUCACGGCCAUGAAAGAGAGGGAUUCGCAAAGAUUGAAAGAAGAAUAUAGAAAAAUGGUUGACGGCUUGAGGGAAAUUUAUAGAAACCGCGAAGCCAAUGCAGCCCUAGCUAAUCCAAUUGUACCCGAUCAGGUGUUAAAAAUCACCGAAUUGCCGGGCAGCAUCAGAAGUGCUGAACACUAUAUUGGUUUUAUGAAAAGGUUUAUUAUGUACCUGAAACUCAGAAUGAACUCUACCACUGUAGUACAAGAAACUCCUAUAAUGUUCAUUAAAGAUGUGUACCAGAAAGUAUGUAUAAAUAGAAAACCGCUGAGGUUUUGUACUGAACGGUUAUCAUCAUUGCUAAGGACAUUAGAAAUAUCUGAAAUCAUAGAUUUCUCUCCGCUUAUCACAGUUGCUCAAUUUGCCACUUUAGUUUCUACUUACAUGAAAGGAUUUAUGAUAAUUAUAGAACCGUUUGAUGAAAGGUCAUCAACAGAUAGCUGUGUCAUGCAUUUUAGCUGUUUAGAUGCCUCGAUUGCCAUUAAACCAAUUUUAGAUUAUUUCAAUACUGUUCUUAUAACUUCAGGAACUCUAUCGCCAUUAGAUAUGUACCCCAAGAUUUUGAACAUCAACCCAGUUAUAAUGACGUCUCUGACCAUGACGUUGUCCAGACAGUGUUUUUUACCAAUGGUGGUCGGUCGAGGUAAUGAUCAAGUAGCACUAACGUCCAAGUGGGAAUCAAGAGAAGACUCUUCUGUUGCACGUAACUAUGGACAUUUGUUAUUGGAAAUGGUAAAAGUGGUACCCGAUGGUGUCGUAUGUUUUUUUCCAUCAUAUCUAUACAUGAAAUCUGUGGUAGCUGCUUGGUAUGAUCAAGGAUUAAUUGAAAAGAUUCUAGACUACAAAUUGAUAUUUAUCGAAACACAAAAUAUUGUUGUCACUAACCAUGCAAUAAAAUGUUAUGCAGAAGCCAUAGAACGAGGAAAAGGAGCGUUGUUGUUGUCUGUUGCUAGAGGUAAAGUGUCUGAAGGUAUGGAUUUUGAUCAUCAUUAUGGUCGAGCAGUAAUUGUUUUGGGUAUGCCAUAUGUCUAUACUCAAUGUCGUAUAUUAAAAGCUCGCAUGGAAUAUUUAUGCAGUCAAUACCAAAUAUCAGAAGGUGAUUUCUUAACAUUUGAUGCGAUGAGACACACUGCCCAGUGUGUCGGACGAGCAAUCCGUGGUAAAAUGGACUACGGCAUCAUGGUGUUUGCAGACAAAAGGUUUGCCAGACAUGAUAAAAGAAGUAAAUUGCCUAAAUGGAUACAGGCAUAUCUAACUGACAAUGUUUGCAACUUAACGGUAGACGAAGCUGCACAAAUGUCUAAACGUUGGCUAAGAUAUAUAGCACAACCUGAUCCAAUUGAAAAUCAAAUGGGAAUAUCAUUAUUAGAUGUAAAUGGACUGAAUAAAACUGAUUUCUUAACAAAAGUGGUUCAAAAAUGUUGAAUUGGUAUUCCAAUUCCAUGUCAUAAUGUAUAGUUAUGUAAUUUAUAUUUUUUGUAAUUUUGUCUAAACUUUAUUAAAGUUUAUUCUUUUAAGUGUUCAAA
Molecule: messenger RNA, 2530 nt
Organism: Rhopalosiphum padi (bird cherry-oat aphid)
Lineage: Eukaryota; Metazoa; Arthropoda; Insecta; Hemiptera; Aphididae
Gene: Xpd
Product: general transcription and DNA repair factor IIH helicase subunit XPD
Exons: 2
Coding region: 159-2429 (756 amino acids)
Biological process (GO): nucleotide-excision repair; transcription by RNA polymerase II; positive regulation of mitotic recombination
Cellular component (GO): nucleus
Molecular function (GO): ATP binding; damaged DNA binding; hydrolase activity, acting on acid anhydrides, in phosphorus-containing anhydrides
Source: RefSeq, a predicted model, not a curated record